AGAACCUUUCAGUGAACAGUUCCUAAAUGAACCAUUUUGAAGAACAUUUUAAAAAUCUAAAGAAACUUUUUCUACUAAAAAAAACCUUUUCUGCAUUUGAAAGGUUCCAUGUUCAGGUUCUUUAUAGAAGCAUAUAAGAAUUCCGCACCUGCUUAGACAGCUACAGGAAGCAUUGUGCGCAGGGUUGAUGCAUGCAUGCUAGUCGAUCGCUCUGCACGCGCAUCUCCAAUUGCCAAGCGCGUGCACUCAGUGAGAAUGGGUGAUUCACCGUACACUGCGCCCUGACCGGCUCCUGACCGGGGGCCCCGGGAAUCGCAAAGCUCGCCUAAUCACUUUCUCUCGUACCUUUCUGAAGAAGUAGUAUGGAGUUACGUCACAGCAGCGCGCAAAAGUGCAUGCCAAGCAAAUAAGCCGCUGUGGAGCUAUUUGUAGGCAUUGCUGCCAAACCCGGGUAAGGCCGCUCACUCAUCUGCGAUCAGUGCUUUAAACCUGCUAUAGCACUGGAAUCAGCAUGCAUUAUUUUUUCGAUUUAUUCUGGAAUGAUUGUGUUUGGAGAACUUGACCUGGAUCGACCGGCGGCCGGUGCGCGCAACAACGCAAUUAGAUCCAAUUCAAAACUUCACAUUCACAGACAAUCCGAAGCGUGAAGGAGCGCGACAUGAUGACGAUUCUGCAUGUUUCAGCAGAGAGAUUGUUACUUUUUAUCAUCACUUUUGAUUAGAUCUUUUUCGUCGACUUCUUCUUUGUGAAAUCACAAUGCCACACACUCGCAACAGGAACCCCAGUCCGAUCCCAGAGGUGACAUGGGACACGGGGUUGAAAGAGAUGAACGAGACCUGGAAGGGGGCUAUUGCUUGCUUGGGAGUUGCUGUCUUUUUUGUCAUGACAAUUGGGAUCAUUUAUUGGCAAGUUGUGGAUCAGCCCAACAAGAACUGGAUCCUGAAGGGGAGCUUUAGUGGGCUUAUUUGGGAGAGACGGACGCAAACUCUGGUCAUACAGACACUGACUGAGGACAAGACAUUUGCGGAGAUAGACGUGGAGAACGUGGGGAACACCGAUAUCGAGGUUCCGUUCGUGAGGAACAUGUGCUGGCUUAACAAAACCGAGUUCUGCUACACUUGGGAUUCGGUCGCAGAGGUGAGGAUCUCUUUGGACUCAUCAGAGGAGGACUCAGAUACCGAGUGUUACAGUGUAACCUGGACUCCAAUCCACUGUCAUGUGGACCUGAAGGACUGUUUCUCCAUGGUGAAUAUUUCGUGGUACGGAGGUGCCAGUGUCCAUGCACCCCACUGGCCAAUAAACGAUGCCAACAUUUCCAUGCAGCCCUUCACAGUCAGUGACCUUAGGGACAACCCUUCUGGCUUCGGAUCAGUUUUGGAACGCUACUUCCUGGGAUCCUCAGGUGUGUCAGUUCUAGUGGCCCCGAACAUCCCGCUUCAUGUAGGAAUGGAGAGCAGACAGCAGUUCUGUUUGCAGACGCCGCCCAGUAUGGAGCGCAUGCCACUGCAGUACACCGUGUGUGUUGGACACAACAUUCGAGCCGUCCAUCAGGAGUCAAUGCAGCAGCUCUCCACAGCCAGGCGAGAGCUGCCAAACAUGGAUGUCUUACGGCUGCCUUUCUGGAAGCUUCUAGCAAACGUGGACUCAGGGGCCAAGCUAGAGCGAGAGCUGAGGACCUUCUCAAACCGGCUGAAGCGGCAUCACCUGGGGGAGGGAGUCAUCAGCCUCGACGAACAUUCCACUGCUCUCCUCGCCAACAUGGACCACAGCUACCUCAAUAGCAAGAAAAGGACGUCUAAGAGACAGACGAGGGACCUCCCUUUUGUAAAGCUUCUGAACAUUUCCAUCACCCUGUCCCCGUACCUGAGUGUGGACUCGCAGCAGUUCCAGACCUCCAUUCAAGAAGGCAUUGAAGACUACUGGCUGAGUCUGCCCACAGGACCACAGGGCCGGCCGGUGCCUCUGUUGACUCAGUGGAAAGGAAAGUACAGUGUGAAGCUCAACAUCACCAACCCAGAAGCCACGAAUUGGUUUCUGGACAAAGUGGACAGUUUACAUAGCCAUUUGGGCAUGGAGUAUGUCAUCCUGGAAGGCGGUGAGGGAAACCCUUUCGAGGAACAGGCCCUGCGCCCCCCUCUGGCAUGGAUUGGGGAUGAAUACAUUAGACUUCUGGCUGACCUGGCAGAGAGGAUAGGGGAAAAUACCAUUGUGACCUCAGGAACAAGGUAUUUGACUUAUUGCUUUGUUUUGACUUAUAUAGUUUGUCGUUUAGAUUGGAGUUUAUUUGUACUGAAGGGCAUCAUUCCAUCCCUGCUGCAUCACAGUCUUCUGGGAUAUAAUUUCUUCAUUCCUGAUGCAGUAGGAGGCUCUCUCUCUGCCGAACUGGUUGCCGAUGACGAGCUUUUCGUGCGCUGGCUUGGAAUCGCAGCGUUUCUUCCUGUCAUCAGCUUUCAGACACCUCCGUGGGUCUUUGAGAAGGAAUGGGUCCUAAACCUCACCAGAUUCUACAUAGCCAAGCACCAUGACUUUGUCAUUCCUUUGAUACUGAAAUACACAGAGGAAUGGCAAGAUACUGGAAACCCCAUCUACAGGCCGCUGUGGUGGCUCAGUCCAAAUGACCUGAUUACAUUUACCAUUGAUGAUGAGUUCCUCAUUGGAAAUGAGGUCCUUGUUGCACCGGUUACUGAAAAAGGAGCUUUACAAAGAGACAUAUACCUCCCGGAGAGUGACUUUCAGUGGCAGGACACUAACAAUGCUCAAGUGUUUGAUGGAGGGACGUUUCUGGAAAAGUAUCCGGUUGGCCUUGGGGACGUGGCGGUUUUUGUACAAAGGAGAUCCUGAGGCUUAUUUAGCGCUUUUUUCUAUUUUUGAAAUUUUCACUUGUGCUGAUCUCAAAUUGCACUUUCCAUAAAGACCAUUAUCUGAGUCUCAAGGAAUCUUGAGAUUAGGUAGAAGAUCAUUUGCACUUUAAAAAUCAAAGUGGUUUAUAUUUUCUCAUGAUUUUUAGAUCCCUCUUGUUUUCUCCGCUACAUGUUUUAAUUUGUACAUUUUUUUGGACAUUUUUCUUCAGAACGCAGUUUACAUUUGAUAGCCUCUUACAGCCUCUUGUAAUCAUGAUAUGGAGCUAGAGAUCAAAUUCUUUGCUUAAGAACAAUCAAUGGAAUUUUAUGAAGACCAAACAAUCGAAAAAAAGUGCAAAAUUGAGAAAGACUUUACAAGGAAAAACCAAUGCGCUAAAUGGAUGAAGAUGAAGAUACGCUAAACAUCACUCAUCUCAUCUCAGUGGGGUUUUUACUUGAACUUUGCUGAAUAUUUGCUGUAGUUUUGUAAUAUUUUACCUGUACCUCAAGUUCUCAUGGUGUUUUCGACGUAUAUUUUUCGUCAUGAACUGUGAGAAAAGCACUUACUGAUAGAGAAGACUGAAACUGAGGGCUUUUAGAGUGAAUAGCACAAUUAUUUUUGUCUACAAAACAAGAAUAUUGAAGAUCAAUCAUUAGUAGUAGAAUAUGAGCCAAUGCCAAACAAAAUGUUCACAGCUGUACAGUCUUAGUUGAAAUGCAACACACAACAAUGGACAAACUGUUAUUUCAUAAUGGUUGUUUUUAAGAUUUUAAUAUUAUGCUGAUUUUAAUAAUUAUUUGUUUAGCUUCUUACAACUGACCAGAUUAACCAAUAUGGUAUUUCUAGAUUUCUAUAGAAGUAAUUCAUAGGACAUUAUUGAAGGUAGAAUUAGAGUUUCGUAUUUAUAUCAAUUCAGAUUAAACUUGAUCAUUCAUUGCCUUAACUUUAGAAAUAUUUUGACGACUGUAUCUGUAUUUGUACAUUUUAUCCCAUGAAAUGUAGUUACUGAUUGUUAUAAAGCUGAAUUCAGCCAUUACAAAUAAUUUGGGAUAACAAAUGUAGAUUUUUCACAGCCCGGGGGCAACUGUUGUCCUGUAGAAUUGUGGUUUAACGAGUCUGGGCAAAAUACAUAUGCAUUUUAUAAAUAUUUGCUAGAGGUGAUGUAUGGCAAGCUGUUUUAAAUUUAAUCUAAAACAUAUUACAGUGUAGUUUCAUGCUACUAGUGUUUUUUUUUUUUUUUUUAUAUUUUUUUUUU
This is a messenger RNA of Cyprinus carpio (common carp), 4096 nucleotides long. RefSeq names its product SITS-binding protein-like. The coding region runs from base 757 to 2841 and encodes 694 amino acids. The transcript is spliced from 10 exons. The record is from RefSeq and is a predicted model, not a curated record. Lineage: Eukaryota; Metazoa; Chordata; Actinopteri; Cypriniformes; Cyprinidae.